Galleria mellonella (greater wax moth) is the source of this 2563-nucleotide messenger RNA. It is a transcript of the gene CCHa2, whose product is annotated as neuropeptide CCHamide-2. Gene Ontology annotation, molecular function: neuropeptide hormone activity. The transcript is spliced from 6 exons. The coding region runs from base 147 to 548 and encodes 133 amino acids. Gene Ontology annotation, biological process: neuropeptide signaling pathway. The record is from RefSeq and is a predicted model, not a curated record. Lineage: Eukaryota; Metazoa; Arthropoda; Insecta; Lepidoptera; Pyralidae.
CUCUACAUAGAACCCGCCAAGGAACAUGUGCCCAGUAUAGUCCAACAAACCCCCGAGUAUAUCAUCAGACUCUCGAAUCGCUCAGUAUACUCCACGACUAUUUGGUGCUGAGAGUUACCGCGGAUACACGUGUCACAGAAUCAGAAAUGGCUCAGAUCUACGUCGUAGUCACGAUAGCGGCAGUACUUGUCCUGUCUCAGGGCGUCAGCGCGAAACGAGGCUGCUCAGCAUUCGGCCACUCAUGUUUUGGUGGACAUGGCAAGAGAUCCGGAGAUACUGCUGCUAUGGAGUCAAAUUCUGAAAUGAUAGCGAGGCAUCAACUAGGACAAGAAGAGACGGCCCCACAUCCAAUUUAUCCCCACUCUGGAUACAGUGGCGUUCUGCCGCCUGGUGACGAUAUCAUACCCGUCAGAGAUGGGGGUGUGUACGACGACAGCGCCGCCCGGGACGUAAUGAAGUUUAAACUACGGAACAUCAUCAAACAUUGGAUGGACAACUACAGAGGGUCACAACAAAACGACGACGGUUACUUCAUGGAAAAUUUGUAAUUGCAUUGUGAAAAUUUUUCUUCCUCUUCCAUUAUAUAUAAUAUAUAUAUCAAUAAAAUUAUUGUCACAUAAUUCAAGAAGUUUGCUUUUUUUUAUAAAUAAAAAAAAAAACGAGAUGAGUUCGAAAUGGGUUUUUGUUGGUGAUCACUGACCGAUUCGCUAUUUUCGUGUUCCCACUAUUUUGAAUCGAUUUAAAAAAGAAUAGGAUUGUAGUUUGAUGGUGAAUAUUUUAUGCGUAAGUUUCUUAUGUCGAUAUAUGUUCGUUAACCGAUUUCGAUGGUUAUUUUUUAACUGACAGUUUUGCAUUAAUUUUGUUGAGAUUAAAGUUCUUAUGAGGUAAAAAGAUCUUAAAUGAUUAAUUUACUUGUAUGCGUAUUAAAAACAGUAUUGAUCAUUUUUAUAUGUUGCAGACUAAAAAUUCAUUUGUAUAUUUUACAUAACAUAUAUACAAUUUAUGUUAUAUAAUAGGAUAUUAUAUGGAUAAAUUGUUAACUUAUGUACUUACACAACCUUAUAUAAAAUGGUAAAACGCUAUUACUAUUUUCUUUUUAUAAAAAAAGUUGAUUUUUAUUUUAAUAUAAUUGUUAGAGAAUCAUUCAGAAAGUAAUUAUCUUAUAGAAAUGAGUAUGUGUAAAGGUUAACAUUGCAGUAAAUCUUCUUUUUAAAUCGUUUAAAAACUGUGGCGUUAUUAACACAAAAUUCCAAGUUCUCGUAUAUUUUUUAUUCUAUUCACGGAUCACAACGAAAUAUGCUUGAAAUCCUUUUAAACAUUCAAAUUGUGGACGAAUGUAAAUUUAUUUUAUUAUAAUUUUAACACACGUCCUUUAUAUACUUAGCUAUUCUUAUAUAUAUAUAUAUAUAUAUAUAAACCGUAUCAACUUGUACCGUACUAAAUGUAAUGUAAUACAUUUUAUCAUUGCAUUUCACGUCCAAAAUAUAAAUAAAGAUUAAAUGUAAAUUUAUGAGCAGUGUAAUAUUUAAAAUUAAGUAAAGAACUUAAAAAAAAAACAAUAUUAAAGGGUUACUUGUUAAUGAUAUACGGAGAUCCAAAUUUAAAUUUAUUUAUUACAUUCAUAGUUUUGUUAUAAAAUCCUUUUAGAAUCUAUUUCCCUUAUCAGAUAUAUGUAUUGUACUUUAGAAAUUGCAAUAAAAAUAAAUCUUAUUCGACGAUAUAAUAAUUGAUUGUAAAAUGUUUUCAAAGCUAUAGCCAAUAAGGCAAGAAUUUGUUAAAGUUAUUUCACUUUAAUUGUAAAUUUAAUAUAAUUUUUUAAUUCUGCAAAUUUAAAAUCUUACGUAGUAGUUUUAAUUUUUAUUGUCUUUAAAAUAAAAAGAUGUGUAUUUAUGGGGUAGAAAAUACAGUUUUCAAAUUAAUAAAAGUAUACAACGGUUUUUUUCCUACAUUACCAAUUAUUAAACUAUUUUAUUACACAAAGGAGAAUAUGUCUAGUCAAUUAUAAAGUGUCACUAUUUUGAAUAAGAUACUGUUAUGUAGAUACAAAAACUCUUUUAUUACGUUAAUAGAAAAUCUAUUUUAUGUAAAGGCUGGUAUUUAAUUUAUAAAUAUUGUAUAGUUAUGCUUGUAUAAAAAUUGCUUUUAAAAUGUGUUUAACAUAUUUGUCACAUCUGCAGUUACGAGAACGACAACUCGCGGUAACAAUUAUGGCACGAUUUCUCGCUGAUGUAAUGUUACAAAUGUUACAAUUGGUAACCUUUAUUAAACUUGUAUUAAUCUAUAUUAAGUUUACGAUAAACACAACAAACAAAAGUUUUUAUCAUUUUAAUUAUCCGCGAGCUGUUCGUUUCACAUACACAACCAUAUUUAAUCUAGUAACUGUAAGCAUUAAACACGAUUGUCUUGGUACCUGAAAAUAUGGGUUUAGGUAGUUUUUCUCUUGCAUGUAACGUAAGUUUACCAUCAAAAUGAAAUUUUAAUAAUAAUAAUAAUAUGUAGUAGAAAAUGACUGUAUCUGUGAAUAAUGUUUUUGCGUAUUAAAUAAAUGGUUAGAUACAAUAUA